Molecule: messenger RNA, 991 nt
Organism: Populus euphratica (Euphrates poplar)
Lineage: Eukaryota; Viridiplantae; Streptophyta; Magnoliopsida; Malpighiales; Salicaceae
Product: LOB domain-containing protein 16-like
Exons: 2
Coding region: 218-871 (217 amino acids)
Biological process (GO): hormone-mediated signaling pathway; positive regulation of DNA-templated transcription
Cellular component (GO): nucleus
Source: RefSeq, a predicted model, not a curated record
AUGGUGGGCUUCGAUGUCUCCCAUUUACUCUUAUAAGAGAUCCUUUAUGUCCCUUACUCCUAAAGCCCCCACCUCACUUGAUCCCCUAGCCAACCAUACCACACACACACUAGCCUCAUUCGUUUUUUUCGCACCAUUUCCUAGUGUGCUCGUGUGCCUUUAAAAAAAUUUCAAGAUUCUCUUCUUCUCUCUGUUUCUUUCUUUUGUUUCUCCCAUCAUGGCAUCAUCUGUGACUGGCACUGGCACUGGCACUGGUUCUCCUUGUGGAGCAUGCAAGUUUCUCCGGAGGAAAUGUGCCUCCGAUUGUAUCUUUGCACCUUAUUUUUGCUCUGAACAAGGGACUGCUAGGUUUGCAGCCAUUCAUAAGGUUUUUGGUGCUAGUAAUGUUUCCAAGUUGUUGUUGCAUGUCCCGGUUGCCGAUCGUUAUGAGGCGGUUGUCACUAUUGCCUAUGAAGCUCAAGCAAGGAUCAGAGACCCCGUUUAUGGAUGUGUUGCACAUAUUUUUUCCUUGCAGCAACAGGUGGCAUGCUUACAAGCACAGUUGAUGCAAGUGAAGGCUCAACUAGCACAAAAUCUAAUCGAUUCAACACGCAUUAAUAUAGAGAAGACGCAUCAUCAGUGGCAAGGAAAUAACAUUUCUGGGGUGUCAUCAUUUCCAUCUUAUCAAACUUACAUCAAUCCAAUCUCUCCACAAAGCUCACUUGAUUCGGUUGACCUUAACAACAGCAAUAUUGAUCAUGGGAUGAUGGAUAUGCAAGAUAUAAAAAGCGGAGAGGAAUUUGCAUUCCAAUCCUGUUCCAAGGUCAAAAGACCAUACAAUAGUGACUUGGGUGAGCUUCAAGCACUGGCACUAAGAAUGAUGAGGAACUAAUUAACAGAAUUCGUCAUGAACAUUAUCAUGUUUCUUUAAUUUCUGCGCUAGCUCAUCAAAUGGAUAAUCAUGUAUAUAUACUGAGAUCGAUCCCAUCUAAAAAGACUCCAGUUUUGAUCA